GCUGUGUUUUUCUGCCGCUGCUGCUGGCCGAUGACGUCAGUAUUCUGCGACUCCUUGCCUGUAGUCGCAUACAAACGUUACUGGUUGUUAGAAACAGUUUGAGGCUCGGACAGAACCUAAAAAACCGAUAGAAAAUGACAGUGUGCAGCUUUUUUCUUCAGGGUCGUUGUCGAUACGGUGAAAAAUGUUGGAACGAGCAUCCAAGAGGAGGAAACAGAGGCGGCGGUGGAGGAGGAGGAGGAGGAUACCACCAAGGCUCCUCUGGACAGCAACAGUCCAAGGGAGGAGGUGGAGGAGGGUUUGGAAACAGAGUUUGGGUGAAUCCUGACCAACAAAAAGGCAAUUAUAUUAAGACUUCAUCCUUCUCAUCUGGAGGGGACGACUGGGGAGGAGGAGGACAGAACGACUGGGGCCGAGGAGGCGAAGGAAGAAGAGACAACAUUAAGAGCUCUGAAUUCAGCUUUUCAGUUCAGAACAGAUUUUCAGGACUAGAUUCUCCUAGUACUUUUGACAGGAGAGGAGGAAGAAGUGGAGGAGGAGGAGGGGGGCGAACGGCUGCUGAUGAAGAAGAUGACAGACAACUGGAGAUCAUCCAGAAAGACAUGGAGAUAUGGGAAAGUUCUCACCAGUGGUGUUUCUCAUGUUAUUCCAACGUCACCAAAAAUCUGUCUGGUUUCACUGAUCUCUCUCCAGAAGAGCUCAGACUGGAGUACUACUCUACGAGAGCUUCAGGAAAUCUGCAGAACUAUGGGAAUGGUGUUAGUCAGCUGCUCAACCAGUGGAGAAACAGACUCCAAGAAUUGAAGAUCAUGAACCCAUCUACCCGUACAGCAUUGCUUGGAGAGUUACACGGCUCAGCACCUCAAACGGAUUCUGGAUUUGGAUCCACUUCAUCUGCCUUUGGAAGCACAGGUUUUGGAGCUCCUGCCACAGCAACAGCAAGCAGUUUUAGCUUUGCUGCAUCUAACACUGGAUUUGGCGCACCAUCGUCCUCGUCAGGUUUCGGAAACGUGACAGCAGCCCCAGCUCAGCCUCCCAUGGGCUUUGGUUCCGCCUCCACUCCUUCAGCUUCUACAUUCUCCUUCGCUGCUCCCACCACUAACCAACCUCCAGCCUCUUCGGGCUUUGGCUCCGCCUCUGCUUUCAGCUUCUCCUCCUCCUCAGCAAACACGGGCACAGGAUUCGGGAGUGGAUCUGGGAGUGGUGCCCCUGCAGCAGCAGAGAGCAGUGGCAGUAGCAACUUUGGAAAGACGAGCGCAGUAUUCGGAGCACCCACUGCUCCUGCCGCUUCAGCAGCAGCUGGCAGCGAGGCGGCAGACGGUUUGUUUACACCCGAGAGCAAACUGACUCAAGAAGAGCUGAAUCAGUUCAAGGCCAAAAGGUUUACACUCGGCCAGGUUCCUUUGAAGCCUCCUCCAGCAAAUCUACUCAUAGUAUAGAACAGUGAUCAUCAACUGGCGGCCCGUGGGCCAAAUCCAGCCCACCUUGGAGUCAAUUCUGGCCUGUUGCUUCCAAACAUCAAAGAAUAAUUUUAGGCAAAAAUGUGAUUCUUGGUCCAACAUCCAAGGUGUCUGUCUGGAAAAUUCUUUGACAAAUACAGUUGGUGAAUCCUGGUAUAGAACAAUGGUAUAUUAUACACAAACUACAGCCGAGCAGCCGUCUCAGUGUCAAAGUCAACAAAAUAUCGUCCAUUGGCAUCAUGAAGUCCAGAAUCAAAACCCUGAUUUGAGACUUCCUUUUGAACUACUGCUUCUUUAAUGAACAUCCCGACCACACAGAAAGACAGUUUGAUAUCCACAUAAGGGAAGGAGGAAAACAUCAUAAGGAAAAACAAUCCUGCGCCCCAUCGCCUCCAUGUACCACAGGUCAUGUUCAAACAUAUAUUUUUAUAGACUUUUGAAUCAUAAAUCAAAUCAAGAAGAUGUUGAUUGUUACGUUCUCCUCACUUUUCCGCUGAUGGCAGUCAAUAAUCAAACAUCUCUUAGAGGAGCUUCUGAUUAAGUUUUCUCUGAAUUAAAAUUAUUUUAGUUCCACUUAGUUAUACUGGCUUCGAGCAGAAACAACUGAAAUAUUCAAGUGUCUUUGUUAAACAUUAAACUGAAAAUCUUUAGAGACGAAAUCGUCAAGUUUUUGACAAUUUGGUUAAUGUGGAAAAGUAUUCAACAAUGUUCAUCUAAUAUUCAUGGACGUGCAUUUCAGAUGUCGUUCAAGACUUACAUUUGUUCUAAUGUGCAUUAAUGCCCUCUACUGGCUCUGUUUCAUAUUAAUUCAUAUUUUCACCCACAAACAUCUCAGUCCAGUGCAGAAAAAAUGAAAACUUUUGAGGUUGGUGUCCACAUAAAAUGACCUAUCUUGUAAUUUAAGGGGGAGGCUAAAGUAUUGUUCCCAUGCCAUUGAAAAGUGAUUGCUACAAUAUUUAUAAUCAAAUUUCAAUUACUGAUUAUGAGAAAGUUACGUUUGUGAAGGUUGUAAUUGCGAAUAUUAGCCAAAUGAGGGUGCCCAAACAUAAUUUCUAACACCCAGAACCGUUUGACACAGACUUUAUGAAUGUAUAGCAUGUGUUGAUGUAUAAAAGUCUACUUUUUGACCUUAAAUAAAACGAUUUUUUGUGAA
This is a messenger RNA of Cynoglossus semilaevis (tongue sole), 2613 nucleotides long. RefSeq names its product nucleoporin 42 (gene nup42). The record is from RefSeq and is a predicted model, not a curated record. Gene Ontology annotation, molecular function: metal ion binding. The coding region runs from base 135 to 1439 and encodes 434 amino acids. NCBI's taxonomy places the organism in Eukaryota, Metazoa, Chordata, Actinopteri, Pleuronectiformes, Cynoglossidae. The transcript is spliced from 7 exons.